Molecule: messenger RNA, 3393 nt
Organism: Fusarium vanettenii 77-13-4
Lineage: Eukaryota; Fungi; Ascomycota; Sordariomycetes; Hypocreales; Nectriaceae
Exons: 2
Coding region: 1-3393 (1130 amino acids)
Source: RefSeq, a predicted model, not a curated record
AUGUCUGGCCUAGAGCCUUUGGUAGCCCUCGGGCUUGCCUGCAGCGUCAUGCAAACGAUAGCGUUCGCUGGGCAGACUCUCUCGCUGUGCAAGAAGGUCUACAAUGAUGGACAGCCGGACCCUGCUCUCAACGACUACAGUCUGGAACUGUCAAACAUCUCCGAGACGCUGAAAAACAAUCUGAACACAGGCAGCGGGGUUCUUUCGCGUGAUGAUCUGGCUCUUCGGGACACAGCAGAAAAGUGUCUCGAGGUCGCAACCAAGUUGACCCAAGAGAUGCAGAAUCUUUCCCCUCAAAACGGGCAGAAAGGGGUUCGAACCAGCAUUCGACUCGGGUUCAAAACACUCUUUCGGAAAUCACGCCUGGAAGAGUUGGAGACCAGCCUCAGAAAUAUCCAAUCGGCCAUGAACACUCAACUUCUCGUGGGGACACUAGAUCGAGUUGAUACGUCCACAAUCGAGCAGCAAAGCGCUCUGACAGACGCAAGUCGCCUUCUGGAAGACACAAUUCAGCAGUGCUCCGCAAAAAACGAAACCAAGCUCAACCUGAUCACUCAGGAAAAUACGGAAACGCGAGAUCAACUGCUCCAGGCCAUGAACAAUGCGCAAUCUCGCAUGGAAGCGCACAUCAAGUCUGAGUCAUUCAAGAACACCCAACUGCUACAAACACACAUUACGACUGUUGAAAGCAACACCCAACGACAAGUUGAUCAAUUCCAGGAAUGGAGGGACAAGCAAAAUGACGAACUCAGUUAUCAGAGCCUGCUGCAAAGCCUCAAAUUUGAAAACAUGGAGGAACGAAAGAACCAGAUCGAUGAGAAUUAUCCACGUACAUGCCAUUGGAUCUUCGAGGAGCCUGAUGAGGAGUCUGAUUCGGAGUCUCUCCUUUGGGGGUCGACAAUAUCAUAUGAUGACGGCUACGGUGGGACUAGCGUCCCGCCGUGCUCUUGUUCUGAAAGGCGAGAAAUACUAUGGGACAGCUUCACAGACUGGCUGGGAUCCGGAGAUCCGAUUUACUGGAUCUCUGGCAAACCAGGUUCAGGGAAGAGCACUCUGAUGAAGUUCGUCUCAUCCAAUCCUAAGACGAGGGAAUUUUUGAACAAGUGGCAGCCUGAAGCCCAGAUCUUCUCGCACUAUUUCUGGAAAGUAGGAUCUGAGAUGCAACAAAGCUUAAAGGGCCUUCUAGGCUCUUUGAUGUAUCAGAUCUUUUGCGAAAACCGACAGAUGGCUUUGGAUUACAUUCGCCAGACACAAGAGAUCCACAGGAAGCCAUCGACAAUCGCAGACUGGGACACAAAGAAAUUAGAGGCUCUUCUUCACACCUAUGUUUCUGGCUCCACAAGCGGCAUCUGCUUGUUCAUUGAUGGCCUAGACGAAUUCACGCCCCAUCGGGACUACCACGAUCUACUCUUCCUCCUGAAAAGCCUCUUGGGACCAACCGUCAAACUCUGCAUUUCGAGUCGUCCAGAACAGGUAUUGGAGAACCAUCUACAGGGCUGCCCAAACCUGAGAAUGCAAGACUUGACAGAAAGUGACAUGAGAAAGUAUGCUUCAGGAUGCCUGGGCCGGGCCAUCUCACCGAUAGACGAGGAACUUCACACCGACAUUCUUGUGGACCGGAUCCUCGCAAGGGCCGAUGGGGUAUUUCUUUGGGUUGUCCUCGUUUCUAAGAGUCUCGUGAUUGGGAUCGAGAACGGCGACUCUGAUUCGGAGCUCAGGCGGAGACUUGACUCGAUGCCAGGAGACCUGGCAGCACUAUACAAGGACAUGUGGUUGAGAUCAAACGAAGAUAAUCGGAUUUACCAGGAGACUGCUUCCUGGUUCUUCAACAUCAUUUUUGCUCGGCUACGGGCAGGAAAGAGACUCCCUUGCUUGCAGCACGAGUCAGUAUCCGUUUUUGAGCUGAUGGCCGCCACCGAUCCAACAGUCUUAGAUCAAUUCUUGGACCGCGGCGAUGAAUUCUCCACGGCGGACCUUCAUAGGAGAUGUUGCCGCAUCGCAAAAGCUGUCGAGACUCGGUCGGCUGGACUCCUUGUAGUGUCAAAGGUGUCGUGGGUGUCGUCGUUUUAUCCCCAACAACCGGAUCGAUACGACACACUGGAGGACUAUAAGAAUACAACGAUCGGAUUUACUCACCAGACUGCCCUUGAAUACCUCCUUCAUACUGAAGAAGGGCGGGCUCUCUGGCAGACAAGCGAGAUCUCCACCAAUGAAGCCCUCACCAGGCUUAUCAGAGCUUGUCUGGUACGGUGUCACAUUCGGAAUCCUUCUCCCGACAGGGAGCAGCCAUGGGCCUAUCCAGGGACCUUUUCAGGGCACUGGGAGCUCCUUUCGUUUCUAGUCUCAACUAGGUAUCUUGUGGAAAAGGGUGCAUCUCCUCCAGUAGGCCUCCUUUCGGCCAUUGAGAGGGCUCACGAGAAUGGAAACAUACGUUCAUUGGCUUUAAAUUUCCCCGCAACAGGCGAGGCUGUAUUUCUGUUUUGGGCAGGCCUUUCAGGGCUUGCGGACUACGCUAUCAGUCGACUGUCUCGAGUACAGUCAGGAAACAGCCUGAAAGCAAACAUCAUGAAGGAAUUUCUGGCUGCCCUCUGCGUUUGGGAUAGUGGGCAUGAAAUUGUAGACCGAAACCCGAUGAUCCGGCAGCUGCUACAGCAGGGUAUUGCUCCCAGCGUCGAUGGUACCUUGACAAAACCCUGGACUCUCUACCUCAGAAGAACCUUGGCUACAGUUUCGAACCGCCUAUCACAGCGGGGCAUCAGCGAAAGCAUGGGCUUAGAAGAAUCCAGAGAGAUUGUGCUGACCUUGAGGACGUUUCUUGAAAUUGGCUCUUCCCUCUCAGGCGACAUUCCAGUACUGAUUACGUUCGCCGGCGAAGGAAUAGGCUACCAGCUCGCCAGGCGGCCCAGGCCUGAUCCAGAAGAGAGUUCCUUUGGUGAUUUGUUGUGGAUCAUACUCACGGCCAACCCCGUAUGGCUGAUCAAUGCACUUCUCGAACACCUUGAUCCAGAGGCCAACAUGGCUGAUAUAGGGCACGAACGAGUAACGCAAUCUGCAAAAUCAAUAAUGGUAGUAUGGCAUAACAGAGAGAGCGGCCUUCAAUGGCAUAACAGCGAGGGCGGCCUUCAAGGUUGGCGAAUACAGGAUGAGGAUGCUUACAAGGUUGCAGACCAGGUUUUUCUUUGUUUGAGAAGAUCCAAUAGAGCCUCAAGUAAAAAGAGGACAUAUCUGGAAGAAGAACUCAAGAAUAUGACGGUGGAGGUGACGGGUAGAAUGUCUUAUUUAUUUCUUUGCCUGCGUAAGGGCAUCACUUAUUCCUCGGGCCUUGUGGGUAGUAUCGUCGUUCGUGGGUGUAUUGCCAAUGCGUUCUAUAUUGUGGUUGAAGCUCAGCCCUAG